Blastomyces gilchristii SLH14081 is the source of this 228-nucleotide messenger RNA. RefSeq lists its product as uncharacterized. Bases 1 to 228 code for a protein of 75 amino acids. The record is from RefSeq and is a predicted model, not a curated record. The transcript is spliced from 2 exons. NCBI's taxonomy places the organism in Eukaryota, Fungi, Ascomycota, Eurotiomycetes, Onygenales, Ajellomycetaceae.
AUGAAGAGAGAGAGAGAGAAGAAGAGUGUUACUCAGGAGCUGAUAGAGAAGAAGAGAAUUAAGGCCUUGUUCAGAUCUCAAAUGUACUUCAUGAUUCAGAAUAUUAAGAAGACAGCCCUGCUCUCUGAGCAUGUCAAUCUGCUUGUCACUGAGGUGGAACCUGAGACAGCAGACCAGAAAAUGCAGGAUUUUGAGAUACAGAUUGAUCUGACUGAGAAGAAGCAGUAA